Caenorhabditis remanei is the source of this 576-nucleotide messenger RNA. RefSeq lists its product as uncharacterized. The record is from RefSeq and is a predicted model, not a curated record. The transcript is spliced from 4 exons. Bases 1 to 576 code for a protein of 191 amino acids. NCBI's taxonomy places the organism in Eukaryota, Metazoa, Nematoda, Chromadorea, Rhabditida, Rhabditidae.
AUGAGAAUCAUAGAAACCGACGAACAAGCAGCUACCGAAGAUGAAGUAUUGUCGUUGGUUCUUGAUGGAACAUUCCAACCUUCAUUACUGAAGGCGUAUAUUGAACACAUUUCUGAUGAAAACAGUUUGAAAUGGAACUUUCAAAUCGCUGAAGCAAUAAUGGAAAAUAAACCGUUACAAGUCCUUAAACUAGCAGGAAGUCAUCAAUUCAACGGUCAGGAUCAGAAAGAAAUCGCUCUGAUUUUAGUUGGCUGUGCAUGUGAAAUGAUUAAUAUCGAGACAUCCGAGGUGUCCAAAACGGAAGUUCAAAACAAUGGUCCCCAGGAAAUUGAUCGCUCCCAAAUUAAAGUUUCCGGUAAAAACUCGAAAACCUCUGGCGAUAAUAAAGAUCCAAAAUCCUUGAAGACAGGAUACGAUGGACACAUAUCUGAAGGAUGUGUUCAAAUGUACUCGGAGAAAUACGAAGAGGAUCCUGCGAACAUCCACCUUUAUUUCCAAAACCUCGCCAACUCAACUCCAACUAGAAUCAGAGCUCGCAACGCAACAAGUUUGAAUCGAAAGAAGAGAGAAAGUUGA